Messenger RNA from Panicum hallii, 847 nucleotides. RefSeq lists its product as uncharacterized. Lineage: Eukaryota; Viridiplantae; Streptophyta; Magnoliopsida; Poales; Poaceae. The record is from RefSeq and is a predicted model, not a curated record. The transcript has 2 exons. The coding region runs from base 186 to 641 and encodes 151 amino acids.
AUCGUGCGGUAAAAUGGGGGAGGGCGACUGCGUCCCGCACGGAGGGAGUCACCAGCGCCGUCCUCCAUUCGCCUCGCCCUCCACCGCAUCUCCGCCAGCGCCUUCCGCGCGGCCGCGGGAAGAAACUGCCGGGGAGGGGAAAGCGACGGCCGCCGUUGGGUCGCCGGUGGGGGAGGGCCUAGCGGAUGCGGCGGGCCGUGGGCGAGCAGAUCUGGAAGAGGGGCGGCGGGGCCAGAUCGGCGGGACGCGCAGGAGCGGCGGACGCGGCUCGGUCGGCAGCGGCCUUGCGCUCGAGGGCCGCCGGGGGGCGUCUGGGGCCUGCGCACGGGGAGAAGGAAGUCCCGGCCGGCGUCCUCCAUCCCCUUCUGCGCGGGCGCAGGAGGAAGCAGCCGAGCGGAGUCCCCGGCGCGCGGCGGAUCUGGAGGACUGUGGCAGUUCGUCCUUCGGGGCCGGCCGAGGGGAAGGCGAGAGUGACUCUCGGCCGUCAUCUGCAAAGGGAGGGGGCAGCGGCGAAGGGAGACGAAAGAGGCGGCGGUCAGCACGCGCUCGACGGCGGUUCAUCUCCAGAUCCGCCGACAUCCCGUCUUCCUCGAAGCGGCGCCGGAGGGGAAGGUUCUUUUGUGCAUUUGACCCAAGGUUGAGCAACAUCCUUCCUGCCAUGAUAUUUGUGAUGGCUGUAAUUUCAGUUAUACACACAUGAUCUAAUCGAAAAUGCGUUGACUUUUUAUACUGCUAGUUACCUGAUUGUUUGCUGUUCAAGUAGGAAUUUAUGUCAUAGGUUUUCUGAUCGUUUGUUUGUUGGAGUAGUAUUUAUUUUGAAAAGGAUGAGCAGUUGGUUCGACACUGU